Molecule: messenger RNA, 4283 nt
Organism: Paramormyrops kingsleyae
Lineage: Eukaryota; Metazoa; Chordata; Actinopteri; Osteoglossiformes; Mormyridae
Source: RefSeq, a predicted model, not a curated record
GGUCAUUGCCCUUCAUGCUGACUGGCACUCCUUGUGACAAACUGUGCUGCAGAAGUUUCACACAGCGACAGGAAGACUAGGUUGUCUGGGCGUCAGUGGAGAACCCUAAAGGGCCCAGGUGCCCUUGGAUGGGGACGGUCCCCAACAGUGGAGCUUGGCGAUAAAACGAGAGUGUGCUGACUAGUGAAACGGGGCCCAAGUAGAUUGUCACAUUGUUGUGCAAAUGAAGACCCAUCAGACGGCUUUAAAGUGCAUCCAUCUGAAUUAAAGCCAACACGAUGGCGGAUUUCAAAGACACGACGAAUCGGCACCUACGACAUAAGCUGCAGAGCCUCAGCCGGCGUCUCGAUGAGCUGGAGGAGGCAGCCAGCAAGCUCCAGAAGUCUGAGGAUGAGCUGCUGGACCUGCAGGAUAAGAUCAUUCAGUCUGAGGGCAGUAGCUCGGCCCUUCUGAAUGACGUUGAUGCUCUUCGCAAGCGGGUGCUGAAGAUUGAGGGGAAGGAUGAGGAGGUGCGCAAGGCCGAGGACCUCUGCCGACUUGUUGGUGAAAAGCUGGAAGCAGAGGAGAACCUCACCAAAAACCUCAAGUCUGAGACUGAGCAACUGCAGAGGCGAAUGUCUGAGCUAGAGAAGCUCGAGGAGGCCUUCAGCAAGAGCAAAUUGGACUGCACUCAACUCUGCCUCAGCCUCAAUGAGGAGAAGAAUCUGACUAAGAAGCUCUCCUCUGAGCUGGAGGCCCUCAAGGCACGAAUAAAGGAGGUGGAUUCUUCUGAGAGUCGCCUGGACAAGGCAGAACAAGCCCUCACUGUGGAGCUGGAGAAGCUCAAGACCCUUACUCAGGCCUUCGUGAGUGAGAGGAAGAGGUUGCUGGAGAAGCAGCGGGAGGAUGAGAAAUUGAUCCUUGAGCUUACGGAGAAACUUGAGAACAACAACAGGGUCAACUCUGCCAACCAGAGCAGGAACACUUCCAUUCUUCAGGAGCAGCCCACAGAUACUGGUGACCCUCGCAUUGAGGAUGACCUGUCUCCAGGCUUGACUAGCAAACUUAGCCUUCAGAAGAAGAGCUUUGACUUGCUAAAACUCUCUGAUGAUGUUAGCCUGAGAAAUAAAUCAGAGAAUGAGAAGAACAGUUCAGAGAACCAGGAAGAUAAUAAACUUAAAGAUUUGUUGCAAGAAAAUGAGAAGCUGAAAAACAUUGAUACUGAGAGGCUCCAGAAGUUAGAGGCACUACAGGAGGAUCUUAAGAGGACUGAGUACAAAAAUGAAGAACUACUGGAGAAGGUUCAGCAGGAGAAGAAUCGUAGCAAGGCCCUGAAUGACCAAGUGGAACAGCUGAAAAUGCAGCUCAGUACAUAUGCUGGAGGUGUUGAAGACCGGGUGCUUGAAAAUGGAAAGGCAGAGAAUGAGGAGAUCAACGUGCGGGGAGGGUUUAGGCAAGAAAAACCCAAAUACAGGAGUCUAGCUGAGUCUUCAGUCUCUAGGCACAAAAUCAGAGAAGUUUCACCACAGCAGAGAAAAGAGAAACCACUGAGGACCCAGGACUUGUUUGAGAGCUCCCCUAAAACCUCAAAGCGGGCCCUUAGUCCUGCACAUAAGCUCAAGAAAUCACAGAGAACGAAUCCCUCCAGUGAUUUUGGGAUGAGGGGGAGGACUCCUGAGGAGAAAAGUCCAAGUGGGACCUUGACCUCUACUGGUGUGUCAUUGAGUGACUGUAGGAAGCCUUCAGUGCUUAGCCGCUACCCUCCAGCAGCUAAUGACCAGAAACCCUGGAAGUCUGUGAAACCAAAUGAGAAUGAUAAAAGGGGCCAGGCUGACAAAUUAUCAAGACAUGGCAAUAAUAAUUCCAGCAGUUCAGAUGUGUUGCUAGAAGAGUCACGGAAGGUGUCAAGCACACCCCCGCCUGAAAGGGAACUUUUGGAACAAUCACAGGACCCUACAGUCACCUCCAGCCCCUCCAAAGCUAAUGGACCCUAUACUGCUUACACGCCACGUGUAUCACAGCUGUUGCCAAGUGACCAGGGGUCUGAGGGCCAUUCGUCAGCCUCAGAAACUGAGUCCACAGGGUCUAGGCGCUCAGCAGGAGAGGGAGAGCCCGCUCCUGAUGUAACUGUGAUGAGUGGCAGGACCACUACUUCUAAGUACUCCAGGCACGCACGCUUGCAGGAGUCUCGGUCUGGGGGCUCAUCCACAAGAAGUUCCUUUGAAGACGAUCAAAGUAGAUCCUUGGUGGCAGAGACUAACUCCCAGGAACUGACGCACACUCCUUCGGGCAUUGAAAUUCGCCGAGUGUGUAGCCCACGGGAGGCACUGAUGUCGAAGGCAGAAAUCAAGCCGGCCAUUGUAGAGAUCGACAAGAAGGAGCUGAUGGUGUCUGUUGGCAGGGCAGAGCCUCUGCCGUCCAGUGGAAAGCCUAAAAUCUCCUCCAAGCCUUCCAUGCCUAGCAAGAUGACCAGCAGUAUCACAAUUUACCCCAGCGAUCCCAGCUGCUCUCGGAGCAAUAGUAGGAGCAGCAGUGUGUCAAGCGAACCAGCUAGAGAGAGGCACACAAGCAACAUCGUUAUAACCCCCAGUGAGCAUCGUGGCAGCAUCUCUAUCCCCUAUGAGAUCUCCAUCCCUAAGAGUGAGAUCACCCUUCGGCCUCCAUUGGACAACGAAGACUGUGAACCAGCUCGUUCAGAAGCCCAGAUUGUACCUCAGCGUAGCUUCACUUGGAAGUCAUCGGAGAAGGCACCAGAUGUCAACAAUGACACAGAGUCUGGGUUUGAGAGCAGCAGCAGUACCGGCACCAACACUACAGUGUCAAGCUGGAGGUCCCACCCACCUCAUGGGUUGCGGGAUGAUUCUCUUCCUGAAAUGAAGAAUGUGACUGUGAGGAGCACGUGGAAGAAGAAGGGAGUGGCUUCGGUGGACAGCAGUGGUUCAGGAACCAGGGUGGAUGGGUCUGAGGAAGAAGCGGAGUCUGCAACCACGUGGCGAGCAUAUCGGGCCACUACGGUACUGGAUGUAGAAGAUGCAGUGACUGCCAACCCCAGCGCCGCAACCACUGGAGUAGCAUCACGGACAGGCAAGCCAAGCCCCGCUGAGGUCUACAUGCGCAAGAUCAACAGUACAGCAGCCAGCAAGGAUGUCCCCGAGCCCAUCCGGAGGAGCCGCAGCUCACUCUCCCCCACCGAGGGGCUGAAGAAGGGUGUCCCCCAUGAGCCGGUUACCGCUCAGGAGUUACAGCCCUGGCACAGAGCACAGUCCCCGGUAAGUAUAGCGGCCUGGCCUGCAAGAGCGCCCAUGUAACCCCAGGCAUGAAUAAUUCAAAACAAUUCCAUUUUGAGGUUUCAGCAGGAACACUUGCAGCGCGUCUAACUGCAGUGGUGUUAUAGAAGGCUGGUCAGCCUUCUUAGAUAUCAGGCUUCUGGUAAGGUGAACCCGGUGGGGUGAAUCUGAUGAGAAAGGGGGGUGAGGGAAUCUGUUUUCUGGGUUACAGAGGAGUGGUCUGACAGGAAUAGCUGAAACUUAGAUCUGCUCUUCAUACAUCAACAAUGACUGCAUAAAGUGGUAGUAUUUACAUACAUUUCUGAUCUGAUAUUUUGUGAGAGCCCACAUCCCCCCCCCCACCACACACACCCCAAUACUCCAGUAGGGAUAAAAACACAGCAAAAUAUAAACUGCAGUCUGAGGGAGGGGCUGUCAGUGGAUCUGGAAGCACAUUUGAUGGAUCCUCUUGUAACCCAGGAUGGAGAAGUAGCUGGAGAGCAUCUGCAGUCUGCAGCCAGGUCCACAAAGAGCUCCUUUGGUUCUGUGGGAAAGUGCGGCCAACUGGGCCAAAGGCGAGAAAUGGCAGCCCAAAUUUUGGGGCUGUAGGUCUGGCUGCAUUAAUUAGUGCACCAUCCCAAGCCUCCAGAGUGUGUCACUGCACCCGCUGGCUCGCCACGAUGACUCUGGAGUCCGUGAUUUAGUGGGUUACCUGACCAGGUGCUGUUGCCCCGCCCUCUGAGCGGGAGGAAAUGAGUUGAAGAUGUGACUUUGGGUCUGUCAUGCCAUGGCUUGUCUCCCCUAGACUGUGGCAUGCUGGUAUUUCUUAUUCCAAGAGCGCAAUUCCAGGGAAGUCAGACCGAGCCUAAAAACAGCAGUGAAAAUGAAAAGUCUACAGCAGUGGUUCCCAAACUGGGGGGGCGCGCCCCUCUAGAGGGGCACAGAGUUAUUGCGGAGGGGCGCACCAAUGGGAUAGCCUCAGGGGCAUGUGCCACCCUAACAUAAUCUCUUCACAGACUGGACGAUUAACCAAAUAAA